This is a messenger RNA of Rhincodon typus (whale shark), 1008 nucleotides long. Its product is annotated as diacylglycerol O-acyltransferase 1-like. Gene Ontology annotation, biological process: triglyceride biosynthetic process. Gene Ontology annotation, cellular component: endoplasmic reticulum membrane. Gene Ontology annotation, molecular function: diacylglycerol O-acyltransferase activity. The record is from RefSeq and is a predicted model, not a curated record. NCBI's taxonomy places the organism in Eukaryota, Metazoa, Chordata, Chondrichthyes, Orectolobiformes, Rhincodontidae. The transcript is spliced from 10 exons. Bases 169 to 1008 code for a protein of 279 amino acids.
GUCGAACCCACGUGCCUUCCAGUUCUAGCGCGCGGCAGGUGGUCGGUUAGAUUUUGAAGAGUUCGGGGACAAAAGGCGCGCGCGGAAGGUUGAGGUGGCACUUGGCGGUAGGAGGGAGGUGAGCACAGAGGACGGGCCGGGUGAGGGUCGGAGCUGAAAGACACAAGAAUGGCGAGCCACUCGGAGGUUCGUGACACCUCACCAAAGUUGAGGAGGAAGAGUACUCCUCGAUUUUCUAACAUACAUAUUAAGUCGCGAACCAUCGAGAGGUCCAAGUUUUACGAGGACCUGGUGGAGGAGAUGCGCCGGAAAAUGUGUUGCCAUAAAGUUCGAGAAUCAUUACUUAGCUCUUCCAGUGGAUUUCUCAACUAUCGUGGGAUUUUGAAUUGGGCUGUAGUUGUGUUGAUUUUGACUCAUGCACAUAUGGUUUUGGAAAACUUGAUCACGUAUGGACUCCUCGUGGAUCCUGUUCAGAUUAUAGCAUUUGCCUUGAGUGACCCCAACACUUGGCCUGGUUCAUAUUUGAUUAUUGUGUCAAAUGUAUUUGUCCUUGUUGCUCUUCAUAUAGAAAGAUCCCUGUCUGUAAUAUUUUUGAUUCAUCUUUUUAUUGGACUGAUACAGCAGUGGGUUUUGCCAGUGACUCGAAACGCAAUGCAGCCUUUUGUUGAGAUGAGUCUGACUAUGAUGAUUCAUCAGUUGCUGCUGAUAGCGAUUCCCAAUCACUUCAUGUGGCUCAUAUUUUUCCAUGGGUUUUUCCAUUCAACCUUGAACUUUAUUGCUGAGCUGAUGCGGUUUGGAGAUCGGAGAUUUUAUCGGGACUGGUGGACUAAAACCCAAAGAUUUAUUUGUACCUUUGUGCAGAUCCGAGAACUCGGUGCGCGCACACAAGCUCAAGGUGAGCGUGUAACCAGGGCAACCACGUGGCGUCUCUACGUGCAGCCAUGGAAACAGGCCGCGCGUGUACGCCGGAGUAUCGCGGACGGCAGCGAAUUUUCAUGGAGACAAUAA